GACAUUCGCCGCAAAACUUUCCUCCUCCAAAUUCGUCGCAGCGAGUCAGUCGUUGGCUCAACGAAAGCUUAUAUAGCGGGCAGCGUAUCCAGAGCACUUUCAUUGCCGACCGUACCGCGAUGCUGUAACCAGAGCCGAGAUGCAGUGGCUAAGCACGAUCUGCGUGUUGACCGCGGCGGUGCACGGUGGCGGUGGAGUUACCAAAACACCUGGUCUGUCACCAUUCUGGACGGACGACUACAAAGUUUUCGAACAAAUUUACGGAAAGACCUCCGACCGAGAGCUCUUCGGGUCCACCAUACCUCCCAACCAGUCCUUUGGGGUCGACUUGAGUCCUUUAAGAAACCAGGCAUCAGAGAAAAAGGAACGGUACGUCGACACCGGAGAAGACAGGGACUUGACCCAGCAAUCAAGCCUUUAUUCUUUCGACAGUUAUAAUAAUCUUUUAACAAAACAGAAUAUAGAAGCAUUCGAUCCAAAGCCGACGAAACCAUCCUUCAAAUUCAUUCCUUACAAUGAUUUCACUCCAAUCAGCCAAUCUACUGAUCCAGCAACGUAUAACUAUUAUAAAACGCUCGAAUUGUUAGAGAAGAAAAAGAAAAUCGACGCUCUAAAAAAUUUAGCAGUCAAAAAUUUCGCACAAUUCUCGAGCUACGCCACCAGCCCUGAAGACACGGAGGGGUACAAGAGUAUCCAGGACAUUUUAGACGCUCAUGAAGGGAAUAAAGGAAAUAAGAAAGUGAAUAAUGAGCAUGAGAAUUUGUCUAAAUAUGUGAGCUAUGGAGUGUCGAAGAGUCGAAGGAAGAAGCCGGCUUCAAAUCCGAGGUUUUUACACAGUAAUGAUCUUCAGAAACCACGAUGUGUGUCAGGACGCUGUCGUCAAAGAAACACCUCGGUUAGAGUCAGAACAGGGCCUGUUUUGAGGAAGAUUAAGCAUACCAUUAUUUCUGAUUAAAUUUUUAAGUCUGAGUAGUCUGAAAUGGUAUUCGAAACAGAUUAUUGAGAUCACCAUUGAAAUAAAAAUAAUACUCGUAAUUCACUAUAAGUUUUGACCAGAAAUAUGUAUGUAAGAACCCGUUCCCACUUGUCGGAUGUCGGGCCCGGAUUUUAAUUGGAUAUCCCAGUUGCAGGCAAAUCGGUGUCGGGCAAGAGUGAAUAGCUUCAUAUAAAAUGUUCUGACACUGGGAUAUCCGAUUAAAAUCCGGGUCCGACAUCUGACAAGAGAAGUGGGAACGGGCUCUUAAGGUUACAUUCGGAUGGCGACAGCAGCAGUAUUGCUGUUCGUUACUGCUCAUAUAAAAGAGACUCACAGUAACAUUAUCCGCGUUAAAACCACCACUGUAGCAGUAUUGUUGCAACAUUAAGGCUGCUGCGGUCACAGUUCUAAUUUAAUCUUAAUAGCCACCCUACACU
Messenger RNA from Cydia strobilella, 1413 nucleotides. RefSeq lists its product as uncharacterized. The transcript has 3 exons. NCBI's taxonomy places the organism in Eukaryota, Metazoa, Arthropoda, Insecta, Lepidoptera, Tortricidae. The record is from RefSeq and is a predicted model, not a curated record. Bases 140 to 955 code for a protein of 271 amino acids.